Messenger RNA from Sabethes cyaneus, 1188 nucleotides. RefSeq lists its product as uncharacterized. The transcript has 2 exons. NCBI's taxonomy places the organism in Eukaryota, Metazoa, Arthropoda, Insecta, Diptera, Culicidae. The record is from RefSeq and is a predicted model, not a curated record. Gene Ontology annotation, biological process: autophagy. Bases 81 to 833 code for a protein of 250 amino acids.
UAAAACCCCAAAACAAAAAAAAAAAAAAGAACGCCUACAGAGAUAUUUUACUUCAAAAAGCUACAAAUUUCAUUGAAGCGAUGGAAAAUUCUUAUCUAAAUGUGGCACAUGUUUAUGGACGGAAGGCGGAACACUACGCCAAGCAUCGUCGUUUCGACGAGGCCAUCGAAAGCCACCGUCGGGCAGUGUUGAAUCUGGAUGAAGCGUUGAAAGUAUCACCGCCCGCAGCGAUUGUGCUGGAAUCGCUGCAGUUGCAGCGACGGUAUCAUUUGAAGCAGGCGGAAUUUCUGCGUCACAAAAAGCUACAGCACGAGCGUCACAUGAAAGCGCUCGAGUACCAGCGGAAGCGUAACCCGGAAUAUCUGGCUCAACAAAUGGAGAAAUUGGAUAAGGUAAACAAACUACAGGUCGCUAUCUAUCGUAAUUUGGAUGAAACAGAUUCACAUUUGGUGACACUCGGUAAACCGGGAACGAAUCCCGGUGGGACUGAUUCCGCUAGCGAACGGACGAGCCCUGCCGCUGUGGAGGAGCUGAUUUCCUUGAACCACUCGUUACAUUUACUGAUUCAUCGGAUGGUUGAAAAUUUGGACGAAGUCACGACGGAAAACGAAAGGCUCAAGGAACGUUUGAGCUUGUAUGAGAAGGAAAACGAAAGCAAGCCGCCGUCGGUGGCAACCGGCAGGAAGGGACUGGUCGACAAAGGACGCGACCCAUCGCUGGAAACGGGACGGGAUGCACUGGAAGCGAUUAACUACCGUCACUGCGAGCAGCUGCCGGCGUUGGCACCGCUUGAGCUGCCCGCGUUCGACCUCUCUGGUUUUGAGAAUAAUUAGAUUAUCUUUUUUUAUGAUUCUACCACGAGGGUAUUUAGGCGGGGACUAGUUUAAGCUGGCUGAAGUUUUUGGAGCGUCUUAGUGGAAUACGAAACCUGAAAUUAAAGAAACUUUUUCCGAUUAAAUUCCACACGUAUUUCGCCUACGACUUGCAGGCUUCGUCAGUGUCUGUUUUCGAACCUUAGAAGUUGGAAAACAGACACUGAUGAAGCCUGCAAGUCGUAGGCGAAAUACGUAUCUAUCGCAAAUAAAUAUUAAUAGUGGAAUUUAAUCGGAAAAAGUUUUUACUUUUCUUUAAUUUCAGGAAGAUUAAGCUGAGUAAAUUUUAUGAUUGUUCUCUUCGGUUGUAAGUACA